Glarea lozoyensis ATCC 20868 is the source of this 1392-nucleotide messenger RNA. RefSeq names its product Creatinase/aminopeptidase. Bases 1 to 1392 code for a protein of 463 amino acids. Lineage: Eukaryota; Fungi; Ascomycota; Leotiomycetes; Helotiales; Helotiaceae. Gene Ontology annotation, molecular function: metalloaminopeptidase activity. The transcript is spliced from 7 exons. Gene Ontology annotation, biological process: proteolysis. The record is from RefSeq and is a predicted model, not a curated record.
AUGGGAUCAAAAACACCUGAAGACUACCAACAAACUCCUAACGGUUCAAACUCUAGUGACCUUAAACCAGCAAAUCCUACCGUCAAUGUGUCUCAAUGGGGUUCCAGCUCAGCCGACUUGGAUCGGGGGAUCGUUAGUGACGACGACGACGAUGACGCCAACGAGGUGGUGGGUAUGAGCAUUCCCCUUCAUAACGCUGAGAGAAAGAAAAAGAAGCGCAAGAGAACCAAGAAGAAGCAGCAGGUCGACAGCGCCCGCAAAGGCGUUGGAAAGGCCGAGCUGAAACAAAGUGACCCGCCACGCGUGUUAGUCUCGACACUCUUUCCAUCACAAUAUCCUUCUGGUGAAUUUGUGCCCUAUGAAAACACCUCUCGCACCAUUGAUGAAGAGACACGCUACAAUUCACGGCUAUGGGACCCGGAUUUCCUCACCGACUACCGCCAAGCUGCCGAGAUUCAUCGCCAAGUUCGCCGAUAUGCGCAAAAAGAGCUCAUCAAACCUGGAGAAAGUCUUCUCUCUAUUGCCGAAGGUAUCGAAGAAGGUGUUCGAGCGCUUUCUGGCCACCAAGGACUAGAGAAAGGAGAUGGUUUCAAGGCCAGCAUGGGAUUUCCGACAGGGUUGUGCUUGAACAACGUUGCUGCUCACUGGACUCCCAAUCCGCGUGAGAAGGAUAUAUUUCUCAAGGAAAGUGAUGUUUUGAAAGUCGAUUUCGGGGUACAUGUCAAUGGCCGUAUCGUGGAUUCGGCGUUCACGGUUGCUUUCGAUCCUACGUAUGAUAACCUCCUUACUUCGGUUGAGGAGGCUACAAAUGAGGGUAUCACGCAUGCCGGCAUUGAUGCCAGAAUGAAAGACAUAGGAGCCGCGAUUCAAGAGGUGAUGGAAAGUUAUGAAGUCGAGAUCGCAGGAAAGGUUUUUCCUAUCAAGGCAAUCCGAAACAUUACUGGUCACGAUAUUCUUCGAUAUCAUAUCCAUGGUGGGAAACAGAUUCCCUUCAUCAAGAACAAUAACCGAGACAAGAUGGAGGAAGGCGAGGUUUUCGCAAUUGAGACUUUCGGGAGUACUGGCAAAGGAUACUUGAACGACGAUUUUGGAGUAUAUGGCUACAGCAGAAACGAGCAUGUUUCAGGAGCCAACUUGCAUCUUGCCUCGGCGAAAAGCUUGCUCAAAACCAUCGACGAAAAUUUCGGAACGAUCGUCUUCUGCCGUAGAUAUCUUGAGCGUCUCGGGGUCAAGAAUUAUCAUCUGGGAAUGAGAAGCUUGAUCGACCACGGGAUCGUAGACUCUUAUGCGCCACUUGCUGACGUGAAGGGUUCAUACACGGCACAAUUUGAACAUACGAUUCUGAUUCACAGUGGUGGAAAAGAGAUAAUUAGUCGUGGAGAUGACUAUUAG